This is a messenger RNA of Tinamus guttatus (white-throated tinamou), 1104 nucleotides long. Lineage: Eukaryota; Metazoa; Chordata; Aves; Tinamiformes; Tinamidae. The record is from RefSeq and is a predicted model, not a curated record.
AUGGCUUUGGGCAGUUUGUGUGUGGGGACAUUGCUGCAUCUGCCAGACAGUUAUGCAUUGAAAAGCAGAAGGGCAGCUGUGCCCAGAGGCAGCUCUGGCAGGAGGUGCCAGCUCUGGCACGUGCGAGAUGGGGGCGCCACAUCCGCAUGUGGCAGUGACCAGGAAAUUCCUCUUGGCAUCUGCCCCGGCUCUGUCCUCAAUGUUAAAACCUUCUCUCUUUCUUUCUCUCUCUCUGUUUCCCUCUUGCCUCCCUGCCUGGCUCCCUGCUCUCACAGCAACGUGGACACAAAGGAGCUGUGCGACUAUUUUGCUGAUCAUAUGGGAGACUAUGAAGAUGUCUUGGCGUCACUGGAGACCCUGAACCUCUCCAUCCUGAAGGCGAUGGACUACACCAAGCGGGUGUACGAAAGUGGCAGCAACGUGGACCAGUUUGUGACCCGCUUCUUGCUGAAGGAGACGGCCAACCAGACCCAGUCGCUGCUGAGCUCCGUGGAGAGCGCUGUUGACGCCAUCGACGAGCAAACCAACCCCACCAGGCAGUACCAUGGCAAAGGCGGCCACGGGCUCAUGGACACCUGGUACGACAGCCCUGUGCCCACCUACCCUCCCAACAGCAGGCUCCUGCCCAAGGAGCACCGGAAAAGCUUCCCAACAGGGUCCCCUGAGGCCAAGGAGGAAGGGCUGGAGGUGCAGAUUAACCGUCUGGCUGAGCUCAUCGGCAGGCUGGAGGACAAGACCCUCUGGUUUGACCUGCAGCAGCGCCUGUCAGACAGUGAGAGCACUGCUUGCGCGUACCUGCUCCUGGUGCGGGACGAGAUGACGGUGGCGCACAAGCACCUGGGCGAGUUCUGCAGCUCCCUGAAGCAGUACCUGAAGAGCGUGGCCGGCGAGCGGGACUGCUUCCACGUGACUGCAGUGAAGCUGCCGGAUGGUGUCACCUUCAUCGUCUACGAGUUCUGGGAGACCGAGGAAGACUGGAAGAGGCACCUGCAGAGCGCCACCUGCAAGGGCUUCCAGCACGUCAAGGUGGACACGCUGAGCCAGCCCGAGGCUGUGUCCAGCGUGGCCGUGCCAGCCGCCUGGUGCACCCUGAGCAGAGACUGA